This is a messenger RNA of Labrus mixtus (cuckoo wrasse), 4886 nucleotides long. RefSeq lists its product as uncharacterized. Lineage: Eukaryota; Metazoa; Chordata; Actinopteri; Labriformes; Labridae. The coding region runs from base 325 to 2727 and encodes 800 amino acids. The record is from RefSeq and is a predicted model, not a curated record. Gene Ontology annotation, cellular component: nucleus. The transcript has a single exon.
CUUUAUAACUUACAUUACAAAACGAUCGAGGGCAGGUUUUAAAUCGCGUAGCGGUGGAUGAUGGUGUGUCAGCAUCAUCCACCGGUUUAUCAGUCGCACUGCUCAAUGUGACACAACAGACUUUUUAGAUGAAAAGACUAAACUGUGUUUUUUUGUCUCAUGCUUUCCGCAGGAGGAAGUCACCCUCUCUGACCUCACAGCCCGUCUCUGAGGGGACGACCCCCGGACGCCCAGCUCGUUAUGGACACUUCCUCCAAUGUGUAGCUGCAGCGUUUGAGCGUUGUGGAGCAACUGGCUUGUGACCAGCAGACACCGCUUGAUGACAUGAAGCCCGCCAGCUAUCAAAGCACGCCAUCGCCGGUGAAAGUGGGACACUCCAGUUUGGCUUUAACAACUUCUAACGUCAUGUACUGUGACAAAUGCGGAUUUGCUACAACGGACCCUGCUGUUUUCAAGAAGCACAGGAUCGAGCACAUGGGGAUGAGGUUUUACUGUUUUUACUGCAACAACGUGUCGUUCAGCGAGGCCGAGCUGACGGCUCAUGUGAAGCUUCACACCGUAAAGUAUCAGUUCCAGUGUCCUCACUGCGGUCAGGGCUACAUGAGGAGGCUGUGCCUGGUCAAACACAUCGAGCGUCUGCACAGUAAGAGUCUUAGUCAAGGAGCUGCUAAACCUGGCACCACAAAGAGUCCACAUGCUCCGUUCUCCAGUGCCUUACCAGGUGUGCCCACUGCUGUGACAUCAUCCCUACGACCUGCUGUCAGGGUCACGGUGCCCAGACCGAGUGCACCUGCUGUCAGACCGGACGAGCAAAGGGGGAGAACUCUGGACCACAAGACAUCGAGUGUCAUGAACAGUAAGACAGAACUCCUCCCCCCUCUGAACGGACUCAUUCAGCAGAGCAGGGCUCUCACUGUGCCCCUCCCAGAGGAGGUCAACAUCCCUGCAGACUGUUUGGUGGAGCUUGUGGAGGUCAGGACUGUCAACGGGACCAAGGAGCUCAAGCUGAGGCUCGUCUCUCAGCAGGAGAACGAGUCUGUGAUAAAAGACACACGGACCACGGUCUCUGCAAACUCUGCACCCGGGAAGCCUUUAUCCUCUUCAUUUAAUCCUCCAAACACGGGGAAGUGCUCGGUCAACAGGAAGCCGUACGACAUGAAGGACGUGAACGUGGAGCCUCCUGCUGUGGUCAACGUUUACAACAAUCAGCAGAAUCACGUCAGCAAAGAAAAAAAUGGACUCAAGAGAGGAUCAGGAGAAAUAAUCGACCUGGAGCGUCACGCCGCCACGCCCAGGAAAGUUUCAAAAAUCUUCAGUUCUGUGAGGGAGGGAAACAGUGGGAUCAAAGUUAGUGCAGCUCCGCCCACUCUCACCUCCACCUGGACUCCUAACACGUUGCCUAGCAACCUGCAGACAGAGAACACGGGAGCCGGUGUUUCUCAGAGAGCAGAUCAGAGGACGAGUUCAGUUCAUCAGCAAUCCAAGAGCUGCCAACAACAACGGGGGACGAGGGACUUAAAGAGUGUUCCUGGAGACGUGCUGUCGGGUGUGAAGCUGGAACCUGGCGUCCGCCUCAACAACAUCACGGCCUCCAUCAUGAAGAAAGAGGCAGGGGGCUCCAACCAGCAGGAUUCAAAGUCUUCAUCUCCGUCCGUGUGCGCGUCCUCAGUUUCAGCUCUCAAACAGAAACCUCCGAUGAUUUCAGUUUGUACGGGAAAAGGUGCAAAUGAAUGUUUUUCAGGACUCAUGGCGAGUAAGGGGUCCUCGGUGGUCAAAACACCGGCGCUGUCUAACGGCACACAUCCAAAAGUCUCAACUUGGACACAGGAAGCCAGAUUAAAUAAUAAAAACAGAGAGAGGGCGGAGCCAGAAGCUGAGAGCUUUCCAGUCAUCUCAUCCGUGUUCUCGUUAAGUCAACAACCGGAGGACGUGCAAGGUGCCAUCCAGCCGCUGGUCAUGGCGGCUCUGCGCGGUAUAGUGAUGAACAACAGCUCGGGCGCCAUAACCCGAGAAAACAACGAGAUAACGACCAGCACAGACCUGGUGAAGGAGCUGCCGGCACUGGGCUGCUCUGCUCAGGUGCUCAAAAGAAACGUAUCGUUAAGCUGCGACGCUCGCCACACCACGGAGUCUGUAAAAGUCGAGCAGCUCGAUAAAGGGAUUGAAGCCCCUCCCCCCCUCAACCAUGUGGAUCCAAUUCAAGUCAAGGAGGAGGAAAGUGGCACCAAGCCGCCGGACGACCACAAACAGAGUCAAUCUCCUGAUGUGAAACCUCCAGCAGAUCAGAAGCCUGUUUCUAAAGUGAACGUAGAGGCGGAGCCUCCGCUGGCGAGGAACGAGCACGACGUCUACUCAAAGUUCCUCACCGUGUCUCUGCAGAGGGUUCAAGUUGGAGAGUGGAAAAAGAACAGGAAGGGACUGAAACUGCGAUUAUCUAAGUGUAAGACUCGGGGAGCUCCGGGCAGUCCGACUGACUGCUCAGUUAUUUAUCCGGUCCCUCUGAAGGAGGACCAGCCGGUGAAACGACCACGACCCAACCAGCCCGUGGUCGUGCUCAAUCAUCCCAGGCCCCGGGCUUCUUCAGCUCCGGCAGCCAGGGCGCACACUUUAUCAGACACAGGAGCCUCCACGGGGGCCCCGAAGUGCCAAAUCCUUAGAAUGAGACUGAGUAAAGUGAUGGGGCAGAAGUACGAGGUGAUGGGCUGCACGGUCGGCGUCUUCUCAUGAAUGUACGGACAGAGAACCACAAACAGGACUACACGAGGACUAGUAUUACAACGUGGACUUUAAAUACACUCAAUAUUAAGGCUGUUAUUUUCCUAAAGAAAUGGACGUCUGAGUAUCACUGACUUUAAAUGUUUGUUAUUUAUAUGGGACGCAGAGAGUUCAGGUGCAAUGCAGUUUGACUGUUUCAGAGAUGGUGGGCGGGGUUAGACCGCGGGCGUUAUGUAGUCGACCUGUCGGAGUACAACACCGCAUGCUGUUUACUCAAACAGGAUAACUAACAGUAUUUAUCUUUUCUUCAUAUGAGAUGAUUGGGUACAGCUCACAGAUCUAUCGGCGUGUUUGUUACAGUUGAGUGGAGGAAGUCAAGAGGGAGUAUUGUGAUCAGUUGAAGGUCUCUGUUCUGGCCUUGAGCGAUAUCAGAAGAAAACAUUCCUGUUGAAGGAUUUCUGCACUCUGUUGUAAUUAAUUAGAUCAACAGAAGAGUCCAAGGGAAGGAAUCUGACACAGAUAUCUCUAUCUGUCUAUCUGCAGAGAAAGAUAUAAGAUUUAUUAUGUUGAGUUAUCAAACACGUGUGGAAAAGAUUUAUAAUGAAGAUGAGAUGGUCACUCAGCAUGUACGUGACCGCUUCAGGAUGACGAUAGCUGGUGUUAGAGAGACGGCUCAGACAUUAUGUCAUCGUUCAUGAUCUGUGUGUCAGCAGUGUGGCGGUGUGCGUUCAGGUACAGAUUUACAUUGGGGUGAUAUUGCAUGAAGGUGAAAGGACACAUAGAGGUGUGUAGUGUACUACAGGGUGUGUUGAGUGCAGUGAAACCUCAGCGUCCCACGUCACUCUUUUUUACUCUGCUGACCUCUCCUGGUCAUGAACUCGACUGAUUGGACGUCACCAGCGGAACAAACGUCUCACUGCACCGCUCGCUACUUUAUGAUUCUGUGGGGCAACAGCUUAAGGAUGACAAAGUAUUUAAAGUAGAACUGUCAGCAUUAACGAGUUAAUCACAUUAAUCUCCUGUUUGUCCCUUCAGGCUCUCCGUAGAUACUCGUCCUCAGUGUCUCCCUGUAGUCUCAGUGCUGCAUCUUUGAAUGUCUCAUUUCACUUUAACAAACUCUCAGACAGUAAUAUCCACCUGAUGACAUCACACAUUGACCUGAUGACAUCACACAUUGACCUUAUGACAUCACACAUUGACCUUAUGACAUCACACAUUGACCUUAUGACAUCACACAUUGACCUUUGAUACUGUUCUUUUGAGCUGUUUGACGUCACUUUGGGAUCCCUAACCACUUCCUGUUUCUGUGCUUAUCUUCAUGUUCUAACCUUCCAUCUACAGGAAGCUCCUUACUUUAUUUCAAAAUAAAAGCACACAGUAAGUAAAGUACUCCCACCUUCAGACAGGACAAACCUUCAAAAUAAAAGCCUAACAAGUUUUGGACUUUCAAACAUGCGAUUAAAAUGUGAUUCGUCGUGAUUCACUUUUGAGAUUUAGGGAUUAAUCGUGAUUUAAAAAAAAUAAUCGUUUGACAGUCCUAAUUUAAAUAUGGACAGCUUGAUGGUGACCUCGCAUUCCUUCGCUCUUCGUAGUCUCCGGUAAACUUCGCGUUGAGGAUAAUCUAUGAUUUCUAUUUAUUAUUGUUUACCUCACUUUGUGUUUCCAUGACAUUUUAAUGUCUUAACUCCGCUGAUAUUAACUCCUCCGUGUGCCAAACAGUUUCCUCUCUGUGAGGUCACCUUUAACCUUUAUCCUGUUAGCGGGAGAAGCUAACGUUACAUACACAGCGACGCACUUUGGAUGGGUCGAAGAAGAAAGUGGUUUAAGAAUAACACGCUCGUCUGUGUCUCCUGUGCAGUUUAUAAUGUAAUCAUGAUGUAUAUGAUGAUGAUAGGACUUUUAUUGUGUAAAUACUUUCUGAUAUCAACGUGUUCAGGAGCAGCUGUUCUGACGCUGCAGACACUAAAGCUGCUGCCGUGUGCGCUCUGUUUAAAGGCGUGAGCGCCCGUCCUCCUCAGUGUCCCGCUUUGCCUCUCAUUCUUGUUUAACAAAUAUUCAUGUUACUGUUCAGAGUGUUUUUUUUAUUGUCUGUGUUGUAAUUCAUGUGCUCCGUGCUUUUAUAAAUCUAUUGUGCAACAAAACAUUUUUUUUAUUAAAACAAAGUAAACUGA